This is a messenger RNA of Vigna umbellata (rice bean), 819 nucleotides long. RefSeq lists its product as uncharacterized. Lineage: Eukaryota; Viridiplantae; Streptophyta; Magnoliopsida; Fabales; Fabaceae. The record is from RefSeq and is a predicted model, not a curated record.
UUCUUUCAUCUUUGCCUUUCUCUUUUUCCUCAUCUUUUCUUGUCCUUUCUCUCUUUUUUCUCAUCUUCUCUCUGCCCUUUCUGCUCGUUCCACCAUCUCUUCCUCCUUCUCUUCUAAUCAUAUUACUUUGGACUAUAUAACAUAACUUUAUUUAUACUAACUCAUCACAUCAUUUACAACCAGAGAAUCCAACCCUAACAAAAUCGAUCAACACCCAUGGAAGACUCUUCCUCUGCUGCUUAUAUCCGUCUGGUGCACCGUCUGAUAGAGGAGUGUAUCUUGUUCAACAUGAACAAAGAAGAGUGCAUGGAAGCUCUUUCUAAGCAUGCAAAUAUCAAGCCUGUUAUUACUUCCACCGCAGUUUGGAAGGAGUUAGAGAAGGAGAACAAGGAGUUUUUCGAGGCAUACUCUAGAAGCAGAGCAGAGAAAGCUUCGGUUUCUGAGAGAGAGACGAGGCAAAGGAUAGAGAACAUGGUUUUAGAUUCUUCCAACGAACGAGUUUAGAUAUGAGACGCAAUCGAGAUUAAUGAUGAAUAAAACGAAGAAGAAGGAAGCAUGUUGUUUAUGUAAUAAUAUCGCAAUCUGAGGGUAAUAGUUGCAGAACCAAACAAUAUUAGACCACGGGACAACAUCGUAGUAUAUCAUCAUGUAUGUGGGCGGCAUAAAUGGCUUUAUUUGAUUUGUCCCAAGAUGUAGAAGUUGAAGUCAGCACUCUACAGUGAUUGCAGAGUGUGACAUGGCAUACAACUUUCUUCUAAAUAAUUUUGAAAAAAAAAACUGUGUUAUUCAUGUAUAAAUAAAUAAAAUUAUUAUUAGAUA